AUGAUUACUUCAAUUGACACCGUGGACGCGACGUAUUCUGCCAAACCAAGGAUAUUGGUGCCUUAUAAAGACCAAUGGGAAGUUGCCAGUCAUCUCCCAGAAUAUCGAAAACUGGCUGAAAAAGUGGAGUUCUAUAAAUACGAGAUGUCUACGAGGGAGAAUUUUGUUAGUUUCUUGAAAACGCAUAGAAUAAACGGCUUUUGGCUCACUGAGGAAUUUUUUAGUGUAUUGGGAAAUCCUUCUAACUAUGUGGAAUUCUUCCCGUCAUCUUUGAAAGCUAUCCUUGUACCGUGGGUCGGAUGUGACUUUAUUAACGGCAAGCUACUAAGGUCAAAAGGUAUCACGUUAUGCAACAUUGGACCGCACGCUGCCGACCAUGUCACAGAAUUGGCUAUUUUUCUAGCCAUUAGUUGCUUUAGAAUGACUUCAUUUUGGGAAUAUUGCUUCAAGUACAUAGAGAAUGGUAACGUUGAGCAAUGUAAGAAAUAUAUCUCUAGUGACUCGUAUAGAAUUGUUACAGAUAGAUACCAUGGUCAGGAAAUGAAAAUUCCCAAUAGAACGGACCAUUUUAAUCCUAAGAAGGGGAGGGAAGUAGUAGAUUUGACAAAAAAGUAUACUGUUGGUGGGAAAAGCAUGGAAUCACCAAUGAAUAAGACAGCUUUGAUUCUAGGAUUUGGCUCCAUUGGCCAAAAAAUAGGGGCUGAUAUGCAGAAAGUGUUCAGUAUGACCAUUGAAUAUUAUAAAAGAUCAGGUCCCAUCCAGAAAGAUAUAUUGGGCUAUAAUGCCAAAUAUCAUUCUGGUCUGGAUGAUCCAAAUACUUGGAAGAAUGCGGAUUUAAUUAUUUUGGCCUUGCCAGGGACGGCAUCUACAAACGAUAUCAUCAAUCGUGAAAGGUUAUCCUGGUGUAAAGAUGGCGUCAGGAUAGUUAAUGUCGGAAGAGGUACAUGCGUAGACGAGGAUGCGCUCUUAGAUGCUCUUGAAUCUGGAAAAGUGGCAAGCUGUGGUCUUGAUGUAUUUAAAAAUGAGGAAACAGGCGUUAAGCAAGAGUUAUUACGUAGAUGGGAUGUCACAGCUCUACCACAUAUCGGCAGCACAGUGGCCGAUAUGGUCGUAAAGCAAACCAUCAUUACACUCGUGAAUGUGCAGGACAUAUUCGUCGAAGGAGGCGAGGGUAAAUAUGUGCUUAAUUAA
This is a messenger RNA of Saccharomyces mikatae IFO 1815, 1191 nucleotides long. RefSeq names its product glyoxylate reductase. Gene Ontology annotation, cellular component: cytosol. The transcript has a single exon. The record is from RefSeq and is a predicted model, not a curated record. The coding region runs from base 1 to 1191 and encodes 396 amino acids. Gene Ontology annotation, molecular function: hydroxypyruvate reductase [NAD(P)H] activity; glyoxylate reductase (NADPH) activity; NAD binding. NCBI's taxonomy places the organism in Eukaryota, Fungi, Ascomycota, Saccharomycetes, Saccharomycetales, Saccharomycetaceae.